Messenger RNA from Rotaria sordida, 1143 nucleotides. NCBI's taxonomy places the organism in Eukaryota, Metazoa, Rotifera, Eurotatoria, Philodinida, Philodinidae. The record is from the annotation of a GenBank genome assembly.
AUGACCGAUAAUAUUAAUAAAAAAUUUAUUGAACAAUUAAAUAAACAUAUUGAAUUAAAUCGUGAACAUAUUAAAUCUAUUCAAUAUAAUUCAAAUUUAACAAAAAUUCGUCUUAAUAAAACUCGUAUUGAUCUUAAUCAACGUUAUGAAAUACGUAAUAAUUAUUAUCAUAGAAAAUUUCCUUUAUUACUUCAUGAUUUAUCUAUUAUAAAAUCAAAUAAAAUAUAUUUUCAAACAAUUGAAAAACAACAUUAUCAAUCAAUAAAAUUCUAUAAAAAUUUAUUUAAUAUACAAUCAUCAAUUAAUAUUGAACAAUAUGAUAAACAACUUCAACAAUCGAUUAAAACUCUUAAUAAUCUUAAAAAUAAUAUAAAUCAAUAUGAAAAUAAUAUAAAUGAAUUAAAACAAGAAUUAAUUAAACAAAAUCAACAGAUAAAUUUUUAUAUUAAUAAUCUUUUUCAUAUUCAAUAUGAACAAUAUCAAAUUCAAUUAGAUAUAAAACAAUUAAAACAAAAAAUUUUAUUUGAAAAAACUUUAUAUAAUGAAAUAAAACAAUUUUAUUUAGAAGAAAAAAAAUCUUUUUUUAAUCUAAACAUAACAUUUGAAAGUUAUUAUCAAAAAAUCUUUCAAGGAGAACAACAUGAAUAUAUUGAUCAACUCAAACAAAAACAACAAAUCCUUAAAGACGAAGAAAUAACAUUAAAAAAUAUUCUUAAAAAGAGUAAAAAUUUAAAUGAAAGUCAAAUAAAUCGAUUUCAUACAGAAUAUAUUAAACUAACGAACGACAUUACUCAAACAAAACUCAAUAUUCAAAAAAAAAUUACUGAUUUAUUGCCAUUACAAAGUGAAUUAUCUAUUUAUGAUACAACAUUCAAUAUAAAUAGAAAUACUUUUAUUCAAUCAAAAAACCAACUGUUACUCGUACCAACAACAACAACAACAACAACAAUGAAUACAGAAGAAAUCACGCAUGAAGCAGCUCCAUUAAUAAAUAAACUCAAUAAAACUAUAUUACAUCCCGAACAGCAACCAUCACCUAUUGAAUCUACUAUCAAAUCGGAAUCGACUAAGUCCACAUCCGAAAAAAUCAUUGAAAAGUCUUAUCAAUCAAUCACAAAGCAUGCUACCUGUAUGGCUGUAUGA